Messenger RNA from Rhincodon typus (whale shark), 2664 nucleotides. RefSeq names its product zinc finger protein 585A-like. Gene Ontology annotation, molecular function: DNA-binding transcription factor activity, RNA polymerase II-specific; RNA polymerase II cis-regulatory region sequence-specific DNA binding. Lineage: Eukaryota; Metazoa; Chordata; Chondrichthyes; Orectolobiformes; Rhincodontidae. The coding region runs from base 506 to 2068 and encodes 520 amino acids. The transcript has 3 exons. Gene Ontology annotation, biological process: regulation of transcription by RNA polymerase II. The record is from RefSeq and is a predicted model, not a curated record.
GCAGGACGGCACGUGAUCAUUAAUGUCUCCAGCGCCUGGGCAGUGCUGUGACUGGUCCCUCAAUGAAUGCGGGAGAAUUAGAAGACACUGUGAGAGAAAAUGGAGUUAAUCUGAACUGGGUGGCUUUAAACAUAGAUAACAAGGUGUAGAGCUGGAUGAACACAGCAGGCUAAGCAGCAUCAUAGGAGCAGGAAGGCUGACGUUUCGGGCCUAGACCUUUAAACGUACCCCGUGAUAUUAAUUGAGAGGAAUUUGCAGACCGGGAUCUCAAAACAAUUUGAUAAUCAGCAGAGUCAUCAGGAUCUGAAUAUCGUUGGCAUUUAACUGUUGAAGUUGAGUUGCAAUCAGGAAGAGACUUAAAACGAAACUACAUCCAGAUCUGACAGUCACUCUGUUUACAUAACCUAAUCAUCUCAGGAUUUUGAACGUCCAGGGAAAAAGCACUGUUCACACUAAGAAACACAUAUCGUCUGUGUGUGGAAAAGUCUGUGAAGAUUCAUCUGAAAUGUCCAAACGCCAGCACAGUCACCCUGGGGAGAGACUAUGGAAAUGUGGGGAUUGUGGGAAGGGAUUUCUUUACCCAUGCGAGCUGAAAACUCACCAACGCAGCCACACUGGGGAGAAGCCAUUCACCUGCUCUGAUUGUGGGAUAGCAUUUACUCGGUCAUCCAAUUUGCGGAUACACCAGCGGGUUCACACUGGAGAGAGGCCUUUCACCUGCUCAGUUUGUGGGAAAGCAUUCGCUCAGUCAGCCAGCCUGCUGAUACACCAGCGAGUUCACACUGGGGAGAGACCAUUUACCUGUUCUCAGUGUGGGAAAGGAUUCACUCGCUGUUCUAAACUACUGGAACACCAGCGUGUUCACAAUGGAGAGAGACCAUUCACCUGCUCUGAUUGUGGGAAAAGAUUCACUCACUCAUCUAAACUACUGGAACACCGGGUAAUUCACACUGGAGAGAGACCAUUCACCUGCUCUGCUUGUGGGAAAGGAUUCACUCGGUCAUCUAACCUGCAGAUACACCAGCGAGUUCACACCGGGGAGAGACCGUUCAGCUGCUCCAUGUGUGGGAAGGCAUUCACUCGAUCAUCCAAACUGCUGGAACACCAGCGAGUUCACACUGGAGAGAGACCAUUCGCCUGCCCAGUGUGUGGGAAACGAUUCACUCAGUCAUCCAGCCUGCGGAUACACCAGCGAGUACACACUGGGGAGAGAGCAUUCGCAUGCUCCAUGUGUGGGAAGGGAUUCACUCACUUAUCUAAACUGCUGGAACACCGACAAGUUCACACUGGGGAGAGACCAUUCACCUGCUCAAUGUGUGGGAAAGCUUUCGCUCAGUCAGCCAGCCUGCGGAUACACCAGCGAGUACACACUGGGGAGAGAGCAUUCACCCAUUCUGAAUGUGGAAAAGCAUUUGUUUGCCCGUCUGAACUGCUGGAACACCAAGGAGCUCACACUGGGAAGAAACCAUUCACUUGUUCUGAAUGUGGAAAAGGAUUUACUCACUCAUGUCGACUGCUGGAACACCAGCGACUUCACACUGGAGAGAGACCAUUCAUCUGUACUGAAUGUGGAAAAGGAUUUAAUCGCUCCUCUAAUCUGCUGCGACAUCAGCGAGUUCACACUGGGGAGAGACCAUUCGCCUGUUCUGAAUGUGGAAAAGCGUUCAAUUGCUCAUCUAAACUGCUGAAACACCAGCGAGUUCAUACUGGGGAGAGACCAUUUCCCUGUUCUGAAUGUGGAAAAGCAUUCAAUUGCUCAUCUAAACUGCUGAUACACCAGAGAGUACAUACUGGAGAGAAACCAUUCACCUGCUCCGAUUGUGGGAAGGGAUUUACUCAAUCGUCCAACCUGCUGAGACACCAGCGAGUUCACACUGGGGAGAAACCAUUCACCUGCUCUGAUUGUGGGAAAGCGUUCGCUCAGUCAACAAUCCUGCUAAUACACCAGCGAAUUCACAUGAGCGAGAAACCAUUCAAUUGCUCCAAUUGUGGCAAGGGAUUUACUCAAUUAUCUGACCUGCGCAGACACGAUCGAGUUCAUGCUGGGGAGAAGCAUUCACUCAGUUAACUCACCUGCUGAUACACCAGCCUAUUCACUCUGUGGAGAGACUUUUCGCUUGUUCUGUCCAUGGGAAGGAAUUUCAAACUGUUAGCACACCAGUGAAAUGACAAUGGAUGGAUCCCGUUCACCUGCUCUGUUUGUGAAAAAAGGCUUUGCUCUUUGUUAACACACCAGCAAAUUCACAAAGAACCACUGGUGAAGGGUUUUGCUCUUACUCACACCAAGAAAGGAACCUUGGUCACUGGGCUGUUGUAUUGAUGUUAUUAGACCUUGCUGUGUUAAAGGUGCCGAUACAGAGAAUAAAAUGUUGAUACAUUGUGUAUCGGUAGGAUAGGUUUUGAAAAUAUCACAAUGUCAAUGUUUAUGAACACAUUAACGUUGGAUAAAGAGUGUCCACCUGCACAUUGUUUGUAAAGUGAUUUUGUGGCUCAUCAGGAUUGGUUAAACAACAAUGAGUUCUCAGUAACUGUCAGCGUUGCAUUUUGAUGCGAUUGUUAUCUAUGUCCAAACCGUGCUUUCUGGCCCUAUUUAUGAUGUUUGCAAACACCACAGGUUCAGUUACCUACUUAGAAUAAAAAUAAUACAAAUGAGCUUUUUGUUCA